AUGCGCCAAGAGCUGAAGAAUGUUCUGAUGUCACGGCGCUUUGUUCCCUUGGCGAUGGAGCUCUCUAACCGUUGGAGAGUGGGCAGAACACUUUCGCAUAUACAACUCACCAUGUUUCGCCUCUACCUCACGCUGUCAAGCAUCUAUUUCUGUCGGAACAUCUGCUUCGCACAGAUAAUAACCGAUCAAGUCAUCGACUACCCCAACCCAACCGGCUUGACUCUCGAAAUCGAUGACCCUGAACUCGCGCCGGAAACUGGCUAUGGAUCAAGCUCCAGUCUCUUAAUCAGAUUCGACCCAGCACCCAGCGACUUCGCAUGCUUCAACCUCGACGACAUACCCGCAGAUAUAGCAGCAGCCAAAACCUCCGGGAGCAGUCUCAAUGCCACCCUGUCAGAAAGAGGUACCUACAAUUCACGUGCCAAUUACUCUCUGAUAUCGUUCCACCAAGGCAGCCCGGCAGAUGAUAAAGACUUUAAGAAAGGUGUUGGCGUGUCAGUACUACAGAUGUAUGAUGUCCAAAAUUGUGCAAAUGAGAGCUCUACACCAUACAUCUGGAAUUGCGGAUUUCCUGAUGCAUCUGAAGCAAUAUUUAACGCCGACCGGGUUCCGGAGUUUCUCAAUCAGGAACGCAACAUCAGAAGAAAGGGAAGAGAAAUGCGUUCGAGCUGGCAUAGAGAAAGGCACGCCUUGGAGAGGGAUAUCCAACGAAUUGACAGCAUCACAACGCCUGUCGCCCCUCCUCAUCAUAAUCGCCGCAGCCUUGGUCCUCCUACAAAUCAUCUGAUCAAACAUCAAUCAGCAUCAUUCGACCCAGCUAUCCACCAAUUCUCUCUCAUCUCACCUCAACGCCCCCGGUAA
Pseudocercospora fijiensis CIRAD86 is the source of this 861-nucleotide messenger RNA. RefSeq lists its product as uncharacterized. NCBI's taxonomy places the organism in Eukaryota, Fungi, Ascomycota, Dothideomycetes, Mycosphaerellales, Mycosphaerellaceae. The record is from RefSeq and is a predicted model, not a curated record. Bases 1 to 861 code for a protein of 286 amino acids. The transcript has 2 exons.